ACAGGCCUGGAGCAUGAUUCAUACACAGUAUCGAGAACAUUGUAUUGCUCGAGCGCGAAAUUAGAACACGCAGCAGUGCAAGUGAUAGAUCGUAUUGUUUUGAUGAUAUUGAUGGAACAAGAACAUACCCAUAUAAUCAAAAUGGCUGCCUCUGUUUACGCUACGCCACCUCCGGACUUCAGCGGCGAGGAGACUGCGCUAAGUGACACAUCGAAUUCAUCACAAACAAACAGUUCAAACAAUUCCACAGUGAAAGCGUCAAAACGCUCACUGUCAUCGGCGUUCCUGAAUUCACCACAGGCACUCAACAGCGCCACCCAGCUGAGUUCCGAUAGUCUGCCAGACUUGUCCAAGAAGCGACGCAAACAACCUAUGCCCAGUCGUAUCUCGGCGAAUGGGGCAGACAACAGUGCAACUGCCAAUGCCGGAAAUCCUGAGCUGAUGGACGAAGCCGAUGAGUCUGAGAUGAACGAAGUUGAGUCCAUUGCGAGCGCUUUUGCGGAACAGCAGAAUAACUUUCAGAAAAUAUUUUUAUCCAACCUCAGUCAAUUACAAAAGCAGCAUUUGCUGCAACAACAGGUGGAUGAUCCGACCUCGAAGCGAGAUGCCAAUGAAGGACUGAACAAUGACACAAAUCCAAUCAUUUCUUUGGAUAAUCAGGACCAUUUGCUCAGCAUGGCGACCGCAGUAGAAAUCAAGGAGCAGCAGAGUGAAUCUCGCGGAACAGAAACAGCAGCUAAUAGAGCUGGAAAUUCAGAAACUAGUGUUGAUCGAAACGAGAAUGAAAUUAAAAAUCUGAAUAAUGAUGACAAAAUGGAAUCGAUCACAAACAAUCGGGGAAACAAUGAAGAUAAGCUAUCCGGAUGUGAUUACAACGAGGAGCGAACGAACACACCACCUGAGUUAAACUUGAAGAAGGAAUUUUUACAGGACACAGAAUGGGACGGUGAAAUUCGCCGAUCCUCGAUGCAGAACAUACCCAAAACAGAUGAGUGGCUAUCCUUGCCAAAUUUACCGUUCCCAUUCCCGCCGGAAGCAGCAGCUGCGCUGUCGGCUUCCGGGUAUUUACCCCACUUACCGCUACUAUCAAUGCCAUCCGUUUCUUCGUUUGGAUCAAAUGAUAGUUCCAACAGGCCAAAUGUGCCGCCACUAAGAAUAUUCAAUCCGGAAGCCUACUGCGAUCUUUGCAAUAAGGAGUUUUGUAACAAAUAUUUCCUGAAGACACACAAGGCAAACAAACAUGGAAUAUAUGAGCCCCAAAGUAACGGUACUGAUUCCCUCUCGAGCAUCGGAUCGUUUAACCCCCUUCAUCAGCUAUCUCAAGUGUUCCAACUUCAGCAACAGCAAGCGGCGCUUCAAGAACAACAAGAAAAGAACAACCAUAGCAGUCAGAAUCAAAACACGGAUAUGCCAUCCCAGCAUGCGCCGAUGAGACCAACGACAUCGCCGAAAUUGUCGGUAAACUCGAUCCAACCGACGGUUUUCUGCGACAUAUGCUUCAAGAAGUUCGGGAGUUUGAGUGCAAUGCGUAAACAUCGAAGCAAAGCCCACGAGGCAGCGAAUAAUCAUCAUCACCAGCAACAGCAACAGCAACAACCACAACUUCAGCAGUCAGUCGAAGGCAGGCAGUCGGAUUCACCGUCCGAAAUCGGCCGUAUGGCACCAAGCGUGGCACAGUUCCGUUUUCCCGAGGGUUUUCGCGAGGACUACUCUAUCGAGCAGGAGGACGCGUCGUUUACACCGCAGCCGCGCAAACUUUCCCCACUCUCGAUUCAGGCGGCGCGCGAGGCGAACUUCUCCGUUGAUAAGCUGAAACGGCUGGGUGUAAACAAUCCUGAAGCGUUUUGCGAAAUUUGCUGUAAAGAGUAUUGCAACAAAUACUUCCUGCGCACCCACAAACUCAAACGUCACGGGGUCUUUCUCCCCCCGGAGGAAUUCAAAGACGAGCGCAAUUCGUGGAACUUCGUUCAAACAAGUCCUCUCAAUUUAAUUGUGGGAGACGCAGAUGUUCUCGGGUUUCCGCCGCCGCCGCUCAAGCGGCUAACCGAUGGCGGUACGGAGGAAUUUCCAAAAUCGUCUUCUUCAUUGAAGGACGAAGCCGCGAGAAACGUUGGCGUAAUGAACGAGGAAGAAACUCCGGAAGAUAAACUCGAUGUGAAGGAAGAAAUGACUGCCGCCGAACAAGAGGCAGAGGCAAUAAGUGUAGAUCUCCAGAAGCUUCAGUCCAUGAUAAUGCAGCUGAAUGAUUUGAACAAUCAACGGAAAAUGAACUGUAGUGUUUGUGGGAAAGAAAUGGAGAACCAGUACAUGCUGCAUGCCCACAUGAUUCAGGAGCACAACAAUAUGAAUGAGAACAACAAUGGCUCGAAGACGCCUCCGGGAUCGGCUUCUAUGUCAGCGUCGCCCAAAGAGUAUGAAGUAUGCAAGCAGUGCGAUAAAGAAUUUUCCAGCGCCUACUUGUUGAAGCAACAUCUGAUGGAGGUUCACGGAACUCAAAAUGGGAGCCCCAAGAGGGAAGGUUUCAUCACACCCGAGCGUCCCAUCACUGCUGCUACCACGAUGAGUAUUCCGGCGGGAUCGAAUUAUGUUGACAGAAAGCCGACUUUUUCGAUGACUCCAACGAGCAGUUACUGCGAGAUCUGCAACAAAGAACUUUGCAAUAAGUAUUUUAUGAAAACUCACAUGCAGAGGAUGCAUGGCAUUGAAAUUGAGAAUGGGGCGCAGAUUGGGGGAGUCGUGUGCAAUAUUUGCAACAAGGAGCUUUGCAGCAAAUAUUUUCUGCGUGUACACAAACAUAACACGCAUGGUAUUGUAGAGGAGGGAGCGCCAUUGCCGCAGCCUAGAAACAACAUUGAAUCAACCGAGAGCAGUGAGGCGCCGAUCUCGGGCGAGGGUGUUUUGAAACCCGGGGAAAUCUCCGAUAUGAGCAACCGAUACUAUUCACACUUCACGGAAGUAUGUCCGCUGUGCAGUCGAAGGUUCCGCAGCUCGAAGUGGCUCAGAGCACAUCUGUUGAGUGACCAUGGAAAGAUGGGCGUGGAUAAACUUCGCGAAAUUGAGCACAAAAUUGGCAAUGGAAGCAAGUCGAGCAGUCCUUCUUUGAAAAUUCCAAACGGUGGCAUGAAUUCGAACCCCGUGGAGCAGAAAAUGAAUCCCAGAGCUUCGUUCGGAAUGAGCUCAACCGACACAAAGUUUAUGCUGAAAAAUCCGUUCUCUGGAUUGUUCGUUACUGAUCCCACCGGUGCUAAUGUUGGCCCGAAGGGAUAUCAGUGCUCGUACUGCUCAUUUGCGACUCCCUUGCUUCCUCUGCUAUUCAUUCAUGAAAGAACCCAUACCAGUUUCAAUAUUGUGCAACAACAGUUACUUCAGGAUGAAGAGGAGAGCCACGCUCAGCUACUACCAAUGCACUUAGCUGCUAUUAAAACCGAAUCAGCAGCUUCACUGACGAAAGAAACAAGUGCAUCACUUAUGCAGUCAUCAAUUCCACCCUCAUCGGAAACCCCAUCCCUGAUACAGGCGGCCUCAACUUCACUGCCACCAAUGUCCCAAGAUGGGCUCAGUUCUCAGCAAUCUUCUCCACAACAGCAACGGCAGCAGGAACGAUCUCCACAGCUGCAAAAUCCAUCACCCCGACCGACUAUCGAUGCCACAGUGAAUCCACAGGAGCAGCAGCAGCAGCAAGCGAAACCGUCGAGCCCUCCCCAUGCCAACCAGAAUGCCCAGCUCUCGGAGAUGGCAAAUCUCACCCAGCGUCCCGCUGUCUACGCUCUGCCACAGCAAAGCGGACCGCUGCUGAUGCAGUCGUUCUUGAUUGAGGAAUCAGCCGUCGAAUCACGAUCCAAGGAGGCUGCAGAUGACCAGCCGUCUGCAAACAGGUUUGUACCAGCUGUUGUAUUUUUACCUGUCAAAGAACGUAUCCAUUCGCCAAUGACAAUAUCCUUCACGCUUAGCCCGGCUUAGGGUGCACGGGGUUCUCGCAUAAAAGCAGCAUAAUUAUAUUGCUGCUCGAUACCUAUAUAUUUUUUUGCACUUUCCAAUCGGUGCGAUGAGAACCAGGUUCUAAAAUAACACAUUGAAAGUAACAAGAAGAAACAAAUCCGCAAAUACGUACACAUUAAUCAGAGAUGCAUAUGAAAGUGUAAAAGAAAAACAGGGGAGAUCACAUUUGUUCCAUCUAGAGAAGGAUAGAUGUAAGAGAAGAAAAAAAAGAAUCGAAACUUAUAAAUAUUUGACCGCAGUAGUAUAUCGUUGUGUAGCAUAGAAUGGAGAAGGGGAUAAAUGCAAAUGCGGCGUGAAGACAUGAGAGACGACAACAGGCAUCGAGCAUUUGUAUUUGUAUUUAGAUGAGUGUCUUGAACUGCAGAAUAUCUGCUGCAGAAUAUUUUUCAGUUGUUGCUGACACCUAACCUCUGCUGCUUUAGGCGAAUAAUCCUACUUUUGUCCAUAGUUAAAAAAAGAAGAAAAUCUAACAAUUAUAUUAGGUUCCCUUUAUGAAUGCUCUGCGGGCUGCUUGAUGUUGUGAGACGAAUUGAUGUAGAAAACAAGUGAACUAUUAAGCUGCUAACUAAUGAAUAUUAUGCGUAAGAAGUAAACAAAAGGAAGAAAUUCUUGGUGAUGUUCUAACAAAGUUCCUAUUAUGAGUAACACUGAUGAAAAAAAGUAAAUUAUAUCUCUUCAGAUAUGAUAGAUUUUUUAAAACAUAGUUAUCAGAAACAAAUAAGCUGGCGCAGGCAAAGUUUUGCGUAUAAGUUGCCGAGAAAGGAAGACUUCAGAUACAUUUUUUCUUAUUUCGUUUUAAACUUCGUUUAGCUGCUCAAGUGGGUAAAAUCUGAUGUAAUCCUAGUUUAUAUGAAUAUGCACUGAACCUUCUACCAAAAAAAGAACCAUUAUUCAACUCAGGGUAAAUGUAAGUACAAGCAGUGGUAUAUUUUAAAUAGAAUAUGGUGUCAAAUUGACCUACAAGCACUAGUCAAAUUUGGAUAUUCCAAUGUUACAUAAACUUACCGAACCGCUAGUUACCAAUUCAGUUUUGAGUUUGGAAGCCUAGAGUACAAUUUUAUAUGGAUAAAGCAAAACAAAUUAGAGUAAACUAAAGAUGCUAAAACGAGAGACUAGUAAAAUACCUCAGACAAAAACUAUAGAGCGUGUUAAUCCAUUACAAAUGCGAUUAUAAAAAUCCUUCGGUACGUAAUACAAAUCAAAUAAACUAGUCGCAUAUAAACAUAAGCCAGAGAAUGGCUCAUGAUCAGAUAGCUGUGAAUAUAUCAAGAAAAAAAAAACAUUAUGCAAAGUAUGAACGGUUACCAAUUUAAUGACAAAAAAUGCAUUCCAUUUGUAUAAAAGUUGUACAUAUAAACAUUAUUAUUAUUUUUAACUAUAAAUUCUACACAUCUAUUCUGUUCUAGUCUUUAGAGUACUACUAGUCAAAAGUAUGAUUACAUUACUACACCAAUAAAUCAAACCAUUUUUGUUGACAUUACUAUCUGCUUUGACCGUUAUUUGUAGUGUUAGUUUACGAUAACAGAGAUGAAAUCGGGCAAACAUCUUUUGCUUUAUUUUUACCGAGCAAAAAUAGUGGUUUCGCUAAGCGAUUACAGAAACAUCUGAAGAAGAAAAAAACCAAGAACCACUUUGCAAAAGAAGACAUUUGAAGACAAAUGAAUGGAUCGGCGAUU
Molecule: messenger RNA, 5675 nt
Organism: Toxorhynchites rutilus septentrionalis
Lineage: Eukaryota; Metazoa; Arthropoda; Insecta; Diptera; Culicidae
Exons: 2
Coding region: 103-3960 (1285 amino acids)
Source: RefSeq, a predicted model, not a curated record